GUGCGCAGCGAGUGCCCCUUGGGGCAGUUGUUGGCCCGUGAGGCUGCGCUGGGGCGGGAGAUACGUGCCCUCGACAGUGACAUGCAGACGCUGCUCUACGAGAACUACAACAAGUUCAUUUCUGCCACUGACACCAUCCGAAAGAUGAAGGUUGACUUCCGGCGCAUGGAGGCAGAGAUGGAUGAUUUGGCUGCCAACAUGGCCGCCAUCAGCACCUCCAGUGCCCGUGUCAGUGCUGCGCUGCAGGACCGGCACCGCCGCGGCGCCCAGCUUGCCGGUAUGGGGCCUUGGGGAGACCCGAGGGGGUUAGAUCUUGGGGCUUGGGGGCAGGCCCUGCGCUGCCACGCCCGCGCCCGCGCUGUGCUCCGCCACUACCGCCACCUGCCCUCCUUCCGCGCCAUCGAGGACGAGAGCCAUGCCAUCAUGGCCGACCUGGCCCAGCGCCUCCGCGCACGCCUCCGGGAUGACACCUUGGACCCCAAGGAGCUCACCGAGUGCGUGGAGAUGCUGUUGCAGCUGGAGGAGCCACCUGAGGAGCUGUGCGAGGAGUUCCUGAGCCACGCUGGCGCCCGCCUCGAGGCUGAGCUGGCAGCCCUGGAGGCCGAGCUGCCCCCACUGGCCACACCCUCCUCUGUCCUUGGCCAGCUCAAGGCCGUCCUGGCUUACGUGCAGCUCUUCACCGCCAAGGAUGUCGCCUUCGCCAGCCUGCCCUACUUCAAGGGGGAGUUCUGCGUGGAGGCAGUGCGCGAAGGGCUGGUGGUGGCCUUCGUGCGCUGGCUCUGCCGCACCGCCCGAGGCUUCGCUGAUGGCCCGGCUGAGCGGGGGGCCCCUGCGGCACCCCCAGCCCUGCUGCUGCUCCUCACCCGCCUCUGUCUGGACUAUGAGGCCACCACCAUCAGCUACAUCCUCACUCUCACCGACGAGCAGUUUCCCCCCCAGGACACGGGCCCGGCGGUGACACCAGGACCAGCACUGUGCGCAGAGGCACGGGGGGCUGCACAGCGCCUGCUCGACCACUACGUGCAGGUCCAGGGUGCUGCGGUAGCACAGAUGCUUAGUAAGGGCGUGGAGACACGAGACUGGUUGGGCACCGUCGAGCCCCGCAAUGUUCGUGCCGUCAUGAAGCGUGUGGUUGAGGACAUCACCGCCAUCGAUGUCCAGGUUGGGGCAACACCAGGAGCCCAAAGGGGCUGGGAGGGGCCUGAUAGCAGUGACUCGAGCCGGCGCGCCUUCUCCGUCUACAGCAGCUCACGGGCACCCGGGCGCUACGCCCCCAGCUACACCCCCAGUGCCCCCAUGGACACCCACCUGCUCAGCAACAUCCAGAAGCUUUUCUCCGAACGCAUUGACAUCUUCAGUCCUGUCGAAUUCAACAAGGUGUCGGUGCUGACAGGGAUCAUCAAGAUCAGCCUCAAGACGCUGCUGGAGUGCGUGCGGCUGCGGACGCUGGGGCGCUUCGGGCUGCAGCAGGUGCAGGUGGACGGCCAUUACCUGCAGCUCUACCUCUGGCGCUUCGCCGCUGACGAGCGGGUGGUGCAGGGGCUGCUGGAUGAGGUGGCCGCCAGCGCCGCCCACCGCUGCCUCGACCCCGUCCCCAUGGAGCACAGCGUCGUCGAGCUCAUCUGUGAGCGCGGGUAGGACGUGGGGACACACAGGGGCGUGGGCUGAUGUACGGGACAUGGCAUCACGUAGUGGGGGGGACACAAGGACAGGCACAGCCCAGCGGGGACAUCUCUGGGAGGGGAGCAGCAGGUCUUCCGUCCUGUUACAUAUCUGGGGACACACCUGUGCUGUGUGGGUCCCCACACGUACGUGGGGACACUCCAUGUGUCCUCCCCCACACGGCAACAUGCAAGGAUGUCCCAUGUCCCCACAUACAGCAACACGCAGAGACAACCCCUGUCCCCACACCAGGUCACCCCCUGUCGUCACCCCCCCACACUGGUAACACCCCACAUUGUCCCUCCACCCCAGUGACACCCUCAACGUGUGCUGACACCCCGUGCUGUCAUUGCGGCCCCAGUGACAUACCGUGUCAUCCCCCCACCUUGGUGAAAUCCCCUCGUGCCUGGGCGCAGCCCCUUUGUCACAGUUGGGGACAAUAAAUAAAACGUGUGAGCUGUG
This is a messenger RNA of Egretta garzetta (little egret), 2124 nucleotides long. It is a transcript of the gene VPS51, whose product is annotated as VPS51 subunit of GARP complex. Gene Ontology annotation, biological process: lysosomal transport; Golgi vesicle transport; endocytic recycling. Gene Ontology annotation, cellular component: EARP complex; membrane; GARP complex. The transcript is spliced from 11 exons. The annotation marks the transcript as partial. NCBI's taxonomy places the organism in Eukaryota, Metazoa, Chordata, Aves, Pelecaniformes, Ardeidae. The record is from RefSeq and is a predicted model, not a curated record.